Messenger RNA from Camelina sativa (false flax), 396 nucleotides. The record is from RefSeq and is a predicted model, not a curated record. NCBI's taxonomy places the organism in Eukaryota, Viridiplantae, Streptophyta, Magnoliopsida, Brassicales, Brassicaceae.
AUGGCUUUCACACAAGAAGAAGAUGAAGACCUUCACGUGGCUGCCUGGACAUUGAUUUACAUACACCAAGCUCAAGCUCAAUAUCUAAAUCAGUCACCAGAAGAAGACGAUAUAGAUGAUGAGGUUGAGUCGACUCCAUUAUCACAAGUAAGCCAAGCUCAUCAAAAGCCGUCUAGGAAGAGGAAAUAUGCUGACAACAAUCAGAAUACGAUGAAAAUAAAUAAGGAGGAGCUCUUUUCAGAAGAAACUCUGAGGCUCAUUCAGGUAUGGUAUAGAGAUGACCCUGAUCCAGUAGAGAUAUUCAAGGAUGCUGAGGCUCUUGUUACCGAGGCAGCUAGUGGAGGAGACGAUGCUUCCUUUUCUAGAAGAAUCAGAGAAUCCGAGCUUAGGGCUUGA